AUGAAAAAAUUAUUUUCCAAGUUUUCAAGCAAAAAAUUAAAAAAAAAUAAUGAAAACAAAGAAAAUGAUCAAGAUAAUGAAUUUUAUAAUUCAAAAUAUAAAUUAAUUGAAUAUGAUUCAACAAUUAAAAGAGAUGAAAAUAAUAAAUCAAUUACAUUUAAAGUUUGUGAAGUUGAAAAAAGUCCAUGGGGAAUAAAAGAUAAAUUUUGUAUUGAAGAAUUUAUAAACUUGGAAAAUGAAAAAACAGGUGAUGAUGCUGAACAAUAUAAAGUUUUAAAAACAAGUAUUACAGAUGGUGAUGGUGAUGAUUUAAUAAAUAUUGGUUGUGGUUCAAAUAGUUUUAUAUACUCUGCUUGGGAAAGUUAUAAUAAUCAUAAUCAUUUAGUAUUACGUCCUGAUAAUAUCUGGAUGGCAAUAUUAACUCAACUAUCAUUCUACAUAAAUAAAAACUCUGAAGAAUUACGUGAAAAAUUUGUAGAUUUUACUGGUAAAAAAGAAUUAAUAGUUGAGACUGAUUAUCCGAUAUUAGAAGCACCUUUUGAUGAAGUUGUAAUUGAAAUGUCAAAUCGAAUUCAAUCAAAUAUUAAAGAUCCAUCAAUUAAAGAUUUAAUUAUACCAGAUUUUACAACUACAACAGAAUCUGAUAAAGUUGUAUUUUCAAUUGCGUUAAUGUCAACAAUGAAGAAAUAUUUCGAUUAUCAAUGCAUGUCAUCUUGUGGUCUUCCAGAAGUAACAUUAUUAGGUGAAAUUAAUGAUUGGAUAAAUUUAAAAGAAAGAGUUGAAAAAUUAAUUCAAUUCGAUAAUAAAGAUUGUGAAAUUAAAAAAUGGUUAGUUUAUUUAUUACCAGUGAUUGAUAAAUUCAUUGAUUCUGUAAAUGGGAAUCCUGAUACAACUUGGUGGAAUCAGAUGGUUGAUUAUAAAUCAUCAUCUGGUGGAUCGAUUUUAACAGGUUGGUUAGCUACUUUUUGCGUGUUCGAUAUCGAUGGUAAAUACAAUGAUAAUUUAAUAUUAUGGUGGAGUAAUAAAGAUAAAAAAUAUAAAUGGCCUAGAGUUAAUGGUGAUUCAAUUCCAAAUGGUUUUAUAUCAGCUCCAAUCAAAUUAAUUCAAGGUGAAAUUCAAUAUAAUAGUACAAUUUAUUCAGGUCAUUUCGGUUCAAAACUUUUAGAUAAUAAUUCAAAAUUAAUACCUUCAUUAGAUUGGUUUAUUAUUGCCAAACUUUUAUAA
Molecule: messenger RNA, 1224 nt
Organism: Dictyostelium discoideum AX4
Lineage: Eukaryota; Evosea; Eumycetozoa; Dictyosteliales; Dictyosteliaceae
Exons: 1
Coding region: 1-1224 (407 amino acids)
Source: RefSeq, a predicted model, not a curated record